Exaiptasia diaphana is the source of this 1083-nucleotide messenger RNA. RefSeq lists its product as uncharacterized. The transcript has a single exon. NCBI's taxonomy places the organism in Eukaryota, Metazoa, Cnidaria, Anthozoa, Actiniaria, Aiptasiidae. The record is from RefSeq and is a predicted model, not a curated record. Bases 145 to 819 code for a protein of 224 amino acids.
GAAGGGAAACCAUUGCACGGGCAAUAUCGAAUAAACGUGCAGAAGCCCUAUGUUGAUCAAGCAGCUACCAACUUAUGGUUAACAACAGGCGACUUAAAAGGUGAGACUGAAGGUUUCAUCAUUGCUGCACAAGACCAAUCGCUAAUGACACGCAACUAUCAACAUUACGUCCUUAAAGACAACACCACUGAUGGUCUCAGCAGACUAUGCCACAGCAAAACGGAAUCUAUCGAUCAUCUUCUUACCGGCUGUGAGAUUCUUGCACCAACACAGUACUUAAAAAGACACAACAACGCAGCCUCUUACUUACACUGGGUUAUCUGCAAAGAUCACGGAGUUCAGGUGACAGCCAAACGGUACCAGCACGAUCCACCAAAGGUUGUAAUCAAAGAUCACAAGACCAUCAUGUGGGACUGUUCAAUAAUAACAGAUAGGGCAAUUCAUGCGAACAGGCCAGACAUAGUGGUUAAAGACAGCAUGAAUAACACGUGCCAACUGAUUGAUAUGUCAACACCAUCAGAUCGAAACAUCUACCUUAAACACCAUGAAAAGAAAAGCAAGUAUAAAGACCUUGAAAUUGAAAUUAGAAGAAUGUGGGGUACCAAUACGGAAGUUAUAUCAGUCAUUGUAGGGGCCCUAGGAACGAUAAAAAACGGAACAACAGAAAAUCUGCAAAAAACAUCAACCAACAUUCAGAUAAAAACAUUGCAGAAGAUUGUACUGUUAAGCUCAUCCCACAUGAUGAGAAAAAUUGCGUUUGGUCAAGCUAACACCCUUUUGAGAAUACUUUCAUGGAAAGUCAGAUCCUCUCCUGAUUAGCUCUCCUACAUUUCAAGCUUGAUGAUGCUAUCCAGUAGUGACCAAAGACAAUCAUUUCGAAGCAAUCGUCUGAGGCUUGACUCUUAUCCUAAGAUAUAACCUUACUCUGGAACAGGGUAUCGAUUUCGCCGAUUUUUCUCUGUAACAAGGACAGCGUUUAAAAAUUCACGGUGUAAACAUUCGGUCUACACGCAGGCUAGUGCUGUAUUUUACUGUGGAACAGGGUAUCGUUUUCAGCGAUUCUACUCUGGAACAGGGUAUAGU